CCCCCCCCCCCCAAAGGACCCCGUUUCUCUCCGGGAUCUGUGAUCGCCGCUCCUCCCUUCGAACCCAUCUCCUCCUCCAGUCGCGCCAGACCUCAGCGCCACCGCUCAUCUCGAAUUGUCGCCUCCAUCCGCUCGGCUCGCUCACAUCUCCGGUGUCGCCACGAUGCCUGCCGAUGUGCUUCGUCCCUCUUCAUCCUCCUCUACAUUCCCAUCAUCAUCCCCCUCCUCUGCAUCAUCAUCAUCAUCCCGUCCGCCGACGAGGAUGCUGCUGCUGCUACUGCUGCUGUUGAGCGGCGCGCGUUUCGCCACCGCCGCGGGUUCCUGCCGCCCCCGAGACGCCGCCGCUGCCGCAACCGCUCUCGACGCUGGGCCGGACGCCGUCGGCCCGCGCUGCUGCCCGGGUCGCGACAACUCGUGCCGCGGGCUCGACGAGGACGCGGGGGGUCCGGUCCAGCGAGCCCGCGAGGCCCUCUGCUACUGCGACGCGCACUGCGAGAGGACGGGCGACUGCUGCCCCGACCACGCGCACGUCUGCCGGGAGAGCGCGGUGGACUGCACCGUGGGCCCGUGGGGCGCCUGGUCUCCGUGCGACUCCGCGUGCGCCCAGGGCAAGCAGGGCCGCGCCCGUGCCAUCCUCGUGCCCCCGAGAAACGGGGGCCGGGGCUGCCCGGACCUGAGGCAGCGGCGCGGCUGCUACAGCCCGCAGAGCAACGCCUGCCGCGGCGCGGAGGAGAUGGCCAGCUUACUGCCAGAGUUCUACCGGCAGGAGCAGAAAGACCCCUGGAGAAGACCCCACGUGGUGCUCAUGGAGGAGGAACCCAGCCACUGCGUCUACUUUCGCGUGGACCACGUGAGCAGCGGCUGUCAACUCCCGGGGCUGGUGUCGAACCGGGCCCUCUCCUACCCGCCGGCACAGGCGGCGGCGCUCUGGGCCAAUCGCCUGCGCCGCGGGAACCGCGUGUGCGCCGAGUGCAGGGGCGGGGCGGCGAGGGGCGGGGCCCGGGGGGGGUGUCCGGGGGAGGGGGUGCAUGCGAUCACGACGUUCUGGGAGGCCGCCUGGGUGCCCGGCUGCCGGGGCUCGUGGGUGCGGGAGGAGCGGCGGGAGCGGUGUCGGUGCCGCGGCGAGAGCCACGCAGCUCUGCUCGUGUGA
Messenger RNA from Petromyzon marinus (sea lamprey), 1150 nucleotides. Its product is annotated as somatomedin-B and thrombospondin type-1 domain-containing protein-like. NCBI's taxonomy places the organism in Eukaryota, Metazoa, Chordata, Hyperoartia, Petromyzontiformes, Petromyzontidae. The record is from RefSeq and is a predicted model, not a curated record.